Molecule: messenger RNA, 4036 nt
Organism: Rattus norvegicus (Norway rat)
Lineage: Eukaryota; Metazoa; Chordata; Mammalia; Rodentia; Muridae
Source: RefSeq, a predicted model, not a curated record
UUGCCCAAGGUCACACAGCAGUUUAGCAUUAGCAGAGUCCAAGUUCUCAGCUCGGGGAUUGACGGGGUGGCUCUGAGGGUCAGGAUCCAGGCCUAGGGCUCAUGUCAGUCACUGCUGACUAAUAAAAUCCCAGCCUCUUUGCGGGAAGGUCCAGGGUUGCAGAGGACACAUGCAUUGCAGAGCCAGCUAGGGGUCCUCAGCCUACAUUUGUCUUGAUUUUUGACAACUUUAAGCCAGAGACCUUUAAGGAAGCCAUCAUGGUCCAGUAGACAUACAGGAUUUCAAACUCACCAGCUGGGUAACCCUGUGGAAGUCACUUAACCUCUCUGAGCUUCAGUUUCCUUCCUCAUCUUGUCCUCCAUCUCCGGCCCCCCGAAUCCUUGCUCCUUUGACUUCUACCUGCUUAGGGUGCUUGUUUCCGUUAGUACUUACUAAGUUCGUGGUGAUAGGCUAGGCGCUGAGGGAAAGCACUUUGGAGUGGGUAGGAGCCAAGUGUGAGGGGAAUAAGAGCAACAGGGGUGUCUAGCAAGCCUGGGGGGCCAUCCUUAAUUGCUGUGGGGCUUGGGAGCACUAACUCACCCUCUCUGUGUGUCUCUCCCCUCCUCAACAGUCCCUUGAGGAGAUUCCACCCCCAGUUUUCAGGCAAGCUUGUGCCAAAGAUAAACCAGACAGGGAUGCAAAGUCCCUCCCUCCCUCCCUUCCAAGGAAGAAUUAGAUCAGGCAUAGGAUCCCAGAACCUUAAAGAAAAGACAGCAUCGAAAUUGCAGGUUUGGGCUAGUUGGCUGCUGACUGAUCCUCAUCCCUGCCAUGGCCGCUGUUACCUAUCCUUCAUCCGUGCCUACGACCUUGGACCCUGGGAAUGCAUCCUCAGCCUGGCCCCUGGACACGUCCCUGGGGAAUGCAUCUGCUGGCACUAGCCUGGCAGGACUGGCUGUCAGUGGCAUCUUGAUCUCUCUGGUGUACCUGGUGGUGUGCGUGGUGGGUUUGCUGGGCAAUUCACUGGUGAUCUACGUGGUUCUGCGGCACACGUCCAGCCCAUCAGUGACCAGUGUCUAUAUCCUCAACCUGGCACUGGCUGACGAACUCUUCAUGCUGGGGCUACCUUUCCUGGCUGCUCAGAACGCCCUGUCCUACUGGCCUUUCGGCUCUCUCAUGUGUCGUCUGGUCAUGGCCGUGGAUGGCAUCAACCAGUUCACCAGCAUCUUCUGCCUCACCGUCAUGAGUGUGGACCGCUACCUGGCUGUGGUGCACCCCACACGCUCUGCCCGCUGGCGCACGGCACCUGUGGCUCGAAUGGUCAGUGCAGCUGUCUGGGUGGCCUCAGCUGUGGUCGUGCUGCCUGUGGUUGUGUUCUCAGGAGUGCCCCGAGGGAUGAGCACGUGCCACAUGCAGUGGCCAGAGCCAGCGGCUGCCUGGCGAACAGCCUUCAUCAUCUAUACGGCCGCACUGGGCUUUUUUGGGCCCCUGCUGGUCAUCUGCUUAUGCUACCUGCUUAUUGUGGUGAAGGUGCGGUCGACCACACGGCGGGUGCGGGCGCCCUCGUGCCAGUGGGUACAGGCACCCGCUUGCCAGCGGCGGCGGCGCUCUGAGCGCAGGGUGACACGCAUGGUGGUGGCUGUGGUGGCACUCUUCGUCCUCUGCUGGAUGCCUUUCUAUUUACUCAACAUCGUUAAUGUGGUGUGCCCGCUGCCGGAGGAGCCCGCCUUCUUUGGCCUCUACUUCCUGGUGGUCGCGCUGCCCUACGCCAACAGCUGCGCAAACCCCAUCCUCUACGGCUUCCUCUCCUACCGCUUCAAGCAGGGCUUCCGCAGGAUCCUGCUAAGACCUUCUCGGCGAGUACGGAGCCAGGAGCCAGGGUCUGGCCCUCCAGAGAAGACGGAGGAGGAGGAGGAUGAAGAGGAAGAAGAGAGAAGGGAAGAGGAAGAGCGGAGGAUGCAGAGAGGGCAGGAGAUGAAUGGGAGGCUCAGUCAGAUCGCACAGCCAGGCCCCAGUGGACAGCAGCAACGGCCUUGCACAGGGACUGCCAAGGAACAGCAGCUUCUACCCCAGGAAGCCACAGCUGGGGACAAGGCCAGCACGCUGAGCCAUCUGUAAGAACCUUCAAAGAGCCAGCAUGAUCCUGAAGAGAGCAGAAGCUAUGCUUGACCUAAGGCACGAGUACCAGACACAUGGCAGUGUUCUAAGCAAGCAACAGCUAGAGUGAGCUUAUUUACAUGGCUGUCCUGGCCCUCUCUGGACCGUUGUGGUACUAGGGUCCAGUGAUGGAAUGUCCAUAGGCCUGGGCUCUGUCCCACUGUGCCAGGGCUUGCUGUGUAUACUUUGGCCAGUCACUAGCCCUCUCUGGGUCUUGUUUUCUUCUUUUGACUCAGGGAUGGGUAAAAUGAGCCCUGUCAGAAGAGGGGUCUGGAAUCCUUAUUGGGAUUAAUCUCCUAAUCAGAGCCCAAGUUAAGAAUUUGCGCAGUCUGACCAAGAAACAAGAUAUCUUGGGGAUCAGUCUGUAUCUUGGCCCUCAAGGAGAUACACCAGGGCUUGGGAAAUCAGAGAUGCAGAUGACCUGGGGGUGGGUGCUUGGCUGAAACCUAAAGGAAGUGUUAGUUGGUGUGGUGGGAUGCCACGGCUUAGGACCCAAGUGAGCCCUUUCCAUGCUGCUCUGUGGCCUCAGCCACUCUGUUCAUGUGCAGGCCUCCUACCUCUUCUGCAGGGCAGUCCGGGUGUCCUACAGACCCUCACCCCAGCGUCUGAGCAUUGGGCCUUCUGUGCUCCUGGACACCAGGGGAAGAACUUCCCAGAAGGCAGGUGAAACCAAGUUUCAGGGGUUCUUGCUGCUUGGGCCCCCCUGGGACCUACAUGUGACUGGUCUUCUAAUUUUGUAUUCCUUCUCUGGAGGGAAGAUUGCACACCACCAGGCUCAGGCCACCCGGAGACUGACUCACCCUAUUCAGGUCAGCUACCUAGUCCCCAGGGCUAUGCAGCAGCCUGAGGGAAGGAGAGGGAGAAAGGAGGAGAGGGAGCUGAGGCAGUAAGAAGAGGAGGGGGAUGGGAUCGGAGGGAGAAGAGAACAGAACUUUGUGGUGAUCUUGAGUCAACCUUCUCCCCCUUGAGCUAAGCUCAGUUUGCAGCACUGAUGGUUUCAGGAAGGAUCUGAAGGAGACAUGUGACCAGGAUCCCCUGGAGAGUGCAUGGGGCUGGUGAGAGGGGCACAGGUCAUGAUGGAGUCGUGGGAAUGGGCUUGGCUCCUCAGGAGGGAUGGUAAGUCCUUUGUGUGGGUCAGUCCUCCCAUCUUCUAUUCCCAGGGCUCCAGCUGAUGUAGAGACUAACAGGCUGUCAUGGGGAGUAGCCACUGUCCCAGCUGGGUCAGGACUUCAUUCUUCCCCUCCCAGAGAUGGUCCUUCUGGUCCCAGCAGUGCUGGCCCUGGAAAGGUUGAGGCUUCUGCUCAAACCCCCACCCUACCCUGCAGAGGCAGGGUUCUCAGGGAACCCACAAAUCCAGAUGUUGAGAAAGCUGGAUCUUCUAUUCACCUCAAGCCUCUUGGCCAUACCCUCUGUCUCUGCGCCUCAGUAUCCUCAUCAUAGUGAGAAUGUGAUCCCCCAGUUCUCCAGUCUGUUAGAAUCCAGGAGGGAACUGAGUCAUGCCAGGCAAGCUACUGCUCACCACAAUGGGGCUGCGUAAGGAUACAAAGCGGCCGUGUUGUACCUCAGGCUCAGCCCACACCUUGCCCUUUAAGUGAGUGGCUUCGGUGUCAGCUACUGGAGGUGAAGGUAUUCAUGAGAAAUGGAGUGCAGGAGGUCAGAAGCCAAGGACCAUGGAGAAUGCAAGCCACCCCAGAAGGAGGAAGUUUGCAAACAUAGGCAUGUAUGGGGCCUGAGGCCCGGCCCAGGGGUUCCUCUGAGAAGGAGCUGGGUCAGGAAGUAAGCAGUCCAACCUUCCUGGAUGGGGUAGGUGAGCCACGUCUUGCAAAGGAGUGGGUGACCAGUUGAGAAGUUCUUUGCUGCUUCUGACCUGAGCUCCUGUCAAUAAAGAUAGUGACUAAGACCA